AUGACAAAUUCCAAACUGUUUGGUCAUGCCUGUCGCUCCCUAUUUCUUUUGGAAGACGGUUAUGUUCCUUUAAAUCACGGUAGUUUUGGUGUAUGUCCUCGUUCUAUUCGUCCACGAUGGAUUCAAUAUCAAGACCAGAUCGAACGUCACCCCGAUCGCCUUUUAAGACGCGAAAUUUUUCAGCACUUGAAAAAGAAUCGAGCCCGCAUUGCCAGUUUGAUCAAUGCCAAUGUGGACGAGUUGGCAUUCGUGGCGAAUGCCAGUUACGGCAUUAAUUCGGUUGUUCGAUCGAGUUUUAUGAAUAACCAUGGUGACAAGGUGAUUUUCUUUACAACGGCUUACAAUGCUGUGGAACGCACCAUGCAAUUUUUGGAGGAUGCACACAAACUUGAAUUGGUGCCUGUCAAGCUCAAUUAUCCUCUGCUUGAUCAGGAAAUUCUUGAUAUCGCAAAAGAAACCAUCGAGCGUGAGUUGGCACAGGAUCCCAAUGUUCCUAUUCGUCUUGCAGUCUUUGAUGCAAUCAGUUCGGUUCCAGGUGUGCGAUUUCCGUUUGAAGCCAUGAUCAAACUUGUCAGAGAAUAUGACAUUCUUUCUCUUGUGGACGGUGCUCAUGCUAUUGGCCAAAUACCGUUGGAUCUGCAUGCAGCUGACCCUGACUUCUUUGUCUCGAAUUGUCACAAGUGGCUCUUUUGCCCAAGAGGUGCAGCAUUUCUUUAUGUACCCAAGCGUAACCAAGCACUAGUACACCCCAGUGUCAUCAAUUAUGCGUAUAAAGACGAAAGCGAUUCUGGAGUCAGCACAACUUUUGAACUGGAAUUCGAAUGGCCUGGCACUGUCGAUUUCAGCACUUAUCUGUGUGUCGGUGACGCGCUCGAUUUUCGAAAUUCACUCGGUGGUGAAGAAGCGAUCCAGAGCUAUUGUAACGAUUUGGCACGUCAAGGAGGUCAACUAUUGGCGGAAGCCUUAGGCACUGAAGUUCUCGAAAAUGUAGAUAAUUCCCUGACCGUUGCCAUGACCAAUGUCCGUAUACCAUUCGAGAACAAGCGCAACAGACCCAACAGCCAAGUCGUUCGACUUAUCAUUGACAAAUGUAUCUAUGAACAAAAUACCGCCUGCCAGCCAUUUUUCCACAACGGUCAAUGGUACAUUCGCUUGAGCGCCCAGAUCUACAACGAACUUGACGAUUUCCGUCACUUUGCACAAGCGAUCCAGCAGAUUUUGAAAGAAUUAGACGAAGAAUAG
Molecule: messenger RNA, 1242 nt
Organism: Zychaea mexicana
Lineage: Eukaryota; Fungi; Mucoromycota; Mucoromycetes; Mucorales; Lichtheimiaceae
Product: pyridoxal phosphate-dependent transferase
Exons: 4
Coding region: 1-1242 (413 amino acids)
Source: RefSeq, a predicted model, not a curated record